Messenger RNA from Drosophila kikkawai, 5289 nucleotides. RefSeq names its product intraflagellar transport protein Oseg2 (gene Oseg2). The record is from RefSeq and is a predicted model, not a curated record. Gene Ontology annotation, biological process: intraciliary transport. Gene Ontology annotation, cellular component: axoneme; ciliary basal body; intraciliary transport particle B. Gene Ontology annotation, molecular function: protein binding. Lineage: Eukaryota; Metazoa; Arthropoda; Insecta; Diptera; Drosophilidae.
AUGCAGUUAAAAUACCUGCGAACGUUGCUGGAGGGUCAGGAGCAAAUCCAACGCAUUGCUGGCCUGGCUUGGUCACCCAACCAACAGAAGUUGGCCAUAGCCACCGCCGAUCGGCACAUCCUGCUGUACGAUGAUGCCGGCGAAAGGCGAGACAAGUUCAGCACAAAGCCUGCGAAUCCUGCAAACGGCAAGAACUCGUAUGUUAUACGUGGCCUGGCCUUCAGUCCGGACUCCACCCGGCUGGCGGUGGGUCAGAGUGAUAGCAUUGUGUAUGUUUACAAGCUGGGCGAGUCCUGGAACGACAAGAAAGUGAUCUGUAAUAAGUUUCCACAGGCCAGUGCGGUCACUGCCCUAAUAUGGCUCACCUCGGGAGCCAUAAUAGCAGGACUCGAGGAUGGCAAGAUACGCGCCUUGCACAGCAAAAGCAACAAGUCGCAGAGCCUGUAUGGCGGCGAUAGCAUCUGCAUCUCCCUGGCCGCCAACACUAAGGGCACUGGCUUCCUCAGUGGCCACAAUGAUGGCACCAUUAUCCGGUACUUUAUGACGGACGAAGCCACCGAACCCCUGGGCCGAGUGGUACAGCAUCCGGUUCCGCCCUUUGCCCUGGCCUGGCCGCAGGGAGGAUUCUGCGCCGGCGGCUGCGAUCAGCGAAUCAUCUUCUACGACAGCAUGGGCCGCCAGCUGCGCACCUUUGAUCAUUCCCGAACCGAGGGCGAGCGGGAGUUCACGGUAGCCGCCUGUAGUCCCAAUGGUCAGGCAGUGGCCUUCGGCAGCUUCGACCGCAUCCGCAUCUUUGCCUGGAGUCCGCGCCAGGGAGCCUGGAGUGAGAGCGCCAGCAAGGAAGUGGCCUGCCUGUAUACCCUCAGCUCGCUUUUGUGGCGUCGAGAUGGUGCCCGCCUGGCUUUAGGCUCUGUCAGCGGGGCAGUGCUCCUCUUUGAGUCUGUGCUGCGACGCACCGUGUGGCAGGAUAAGUUUGAGUUGAUCUUCGUGGCGCCCAGUCAACUCUUGGUGCGUUCCCUAACAGAGCCCUCGCAACAGCUGACCAUCGAGUCGCAACUGGGCCUGGAGAUUGAUGAUGUGAGGAUAAUGGGAAGGGAUAAUUACCUGGUGGCCCGCACAGAGGAAUCUCUAAUACUGUGCGAUCUGACCCGCAAUCUGAGCAGCGAAGUGCCCUGGACAGCCUCUGGUCACCACGAACGCUUCUACUUUGAGAAUCCCAACGUGUGUUUGGUCUUCAAUGUCGGCGAACUAAGCCUGGUGGAGUACGGAGACAAUGCCAUUCUGGGAUCUGUCCGGACAGAGUUUGUGAAUCCCCAUGUGAUCUCCGUGCGACUCAACGAGCGAGGAAACGGACGGGAGAACAAGAAGCUGGCCUUUCUCCUGGAUGCCAAGACCAUUUGCGUGGUGGACCUGGUGAGUCGCUUGACCAGUGGCCAGAUCAACCACGAGACCAAGAUCGAUUGGCUGGAAUUGAGCGAGACGGCCCACAAGCUUCUGUUUCGGGACAAGAAGCUGCGCCUUAUUCUGGUCGAUAAUUACACAGGGAAAAAGCAGAGCCUGUUGAGCAAUAUAUCCUUCGUCCAGUGGGUGCCCCAAAGCGAUGUUGUGGUGGCCCAGAGUAACGCCAACCUGGCCAUUUGGUACAACAUUGAUCUCCCCGAGCAUGUGACCCUGCAGAGCGUCCGUGGUGAGGCCAUCGAGGUGCUGCGCGAGAAUGGUCGCACUGUAGUCCGUUCCCAGGACGGACCAAGUGAGCACAGCUACCAGCUGGACGAGGGUCUGGUGGAGUUUGGAACCGCUGUCAAUGACAGUGACUUCGGACGAGCUGUCCACUUUCUGGAAUCCCUGGGAGACAAACCCGCUGCCAAGGCCAUGUGGCACAAUCUGGCUAUCAUAUCGCUGGAGGAUGGCAACCUGCGCGUGGCUCAGCGUUGUUACGCCGCCUUGGGCAACGUCUCCAAGGCCUAUUACCUGGCUGGGAUGAUCCAGGAGGCAGACGAGUUCGAGGAGUCCACUGGAUCACCAGGUAUUCUCUGUCCUAAGGUUCGCGCCAAGAUGGCUCUCCUAGGCUCCGAUCUGCGCACGGCUGAACGGAUCUACCUUGAGCAGGGUGACAUCGAAGCUGCUCUGCAGAUGUACCAGCAACUGGGCAUGUGGGACGAAGCCGUGGCUUUGGCGGAGAGGCGAGGCUAUGCCAGGAUCUCGGAGCUGAAGCAGCAGCACAUGGACUAUCUCCUGAGCAGCGAGCAGCAGGAGAAGGCUGGCCAAGUGCUCGAGGAGCAGGGUGAACUCCAGCAGGCCAUGUCGCUGUUCCUGAAGGCCAACAAACCGGCAAGAGCUGCUCGUUUAGCCCUAAAGACGCCGCACAUCCUGCAGGAUGAGCAGGUGAUGCUUCAAGUUACCGAGGGACUGGUUCACUGCGAGCUCUACGAACUGGCCGGGGACAUAGCCCAUCGUUUGUCACGUCCAGAGGCAGCCUUGGCUCUCUACCGCAAGGGAGGAGCCUAUGCCCGAGCCCUGGAACUGGGACGUGUGGUGGCCCCACAGGAGGUGACUUCUCUGGAGGAGGAGUGGGGCGACUGGCUGGUGAGCCGCAAGCAGCUGGACGCCUCCAUCAACCACUACAUAGAGGCGGGCGCCACCCAGAAAGCUCUGGAGGCUGCCGUGGGUGCCAAGCAAUGGCGAAAGGCUGUCCAAAUAGCCAAGGUUCUGGACGAACCGGAGCUCAUUCAACGCUAUGCCGUAGACCUAGCCAAGCACCUGGCCUUUGCCGGAGAUCUGGAUGGAGCGGAGGACAUGCUGGUGCGAGCCAAUCUUCACAAAGAAGCCAUUGAGCUACUGAACCGCCACGGCAAGUGGGAGCGGGCCUAUGUAAUCGGUGAGAAGUAUCUAAAGUCGGAGCAGUUGCGGGAGCUCUUUGUCCAGCUGGCCAUCACCCUGGAGGAGCAGGGCAAGUACAGGGACGCUGAGAAGGUCCUUAUUGCGGUCAACGAACCGGAUCUGGCCAUAGCCAUGUACAAGCGGCGGGAGCUCUACGACUCCAUGAUCCGGCUGGUGGAACGCCACCACAAGGAUCUGCUGGACAGCACCCAUCUCCAUCUGGCGCGACAGCUAGAGUCGCGCGGCAAGCUCAAGAACGCAGAGAUGCACUUUGUGGCCUCCGGGGACUGGAAAUCUGCUGUGCACAUGUACUGUUCCUCGGGCCGCUGGGAGGAUGGCUAUCGCGUGGCCAAGCAGAAGGGAACCGAGGGAGCCAGCCAGCAGGUGGCCUACAUGUGGGCCAAGUCCAUGCCCACGGAGAGCGCCGUCCGGCUGCUGAGCAAGCUGGGUCUCCUGGACACAGCCGUGGGCUUUGCCUGCGACUCGGGACAGUUUGAGUUCGCCAUGGAGCUGUGUCGCUUUGCGGGCAGACCCACAGAUGAGGUUCACCUGAAGAUAGCCAUGUCUUUGGAGGAUGAGGGUAAGUUUGAGGCGGCGGAAGCAGAGUUCCUGAAAGCCCACAAGCCGAGGGAGGCCAUAUUGAUGUACCAACAUGCCGGGGACUGGCAGGCGGCCCUCAAUGUGGCCGAAAUGCAUCUGCCGGAUGCAGUUGGUGAGGUGCUGAUAGGGCAGGCUGCAUCUGCCUUGGAGACUCGUAACUACAAGGACUAUGAGGCGCUCCUUUUGCGAGCACAGAGGCCCGACUUGAUUGUGGAGCACUAUAAGCAGGAAUCUCUGUACGAAGAUGCUCUCCGCAUCGCCGAGGAGCAUUAUCCGGCGGCCUUGAAUGACUUGAGGCGCCUGCAGGCCCAGCUCCAAAGAGGAGCUCAGGCUCAGGCGCAGUCCGUUGAGGAUUCCGCCUCCAUUUCACGUGCCUACCUGCAAAAGGCCGCCGAGUUUGCCAAGAAGGAGCAGUUCCGCAAGGCAGCCGAGUGCCUCAUGCAAAUUGAUUCGUCCAAUGCCGAGGAUGCGGCCACCUUGGAGCGAGCUCUUCUCAGAGCCGCCGAGAUAUGCAAUCAGUUCCUGGAGGGUCAGGAUGCCCAGGAGUUGGCCCAGUCCCUGGGACCCCGUUUGCUGGCCAUCAAGCAGAUUGGACCGGCGGCACAGCUUUACCUGGCCGCGGAUAUGCCCAAGCAGGCGGUGGAUGUGUUCAUCAAGACGGAGCAGUGGAGCAAGGCCCGCCGGUUGGCCAAGGAAAUCGAUCCCGAUCUUCAGCUGCUGGCCUACGUGGAGCAGCAGCAAAAGUCGUGCCUGAAGCACGAGGGCAACAUCGAGCAGCUGGCGGACAUAGACAUAGUUUCCGCUCUAGAUCUUCUGGCGGAGCAGGGUCAGUGGCAGCGUUGCCUAGAGAAGGCCAAGCAGCUGAAUCCCGCCGUGCUGCAAAAGUAUGUGGCGGUUUACGCUGCCCAACUCAUUCGCGAGGGAAGCUCCAGCACUGCCUUGGGGCUGUACUUGAGCUAUGGAGCUCCUCCCAUUGAGGCCCACUUUAAUAUCUACACCAGAAUCGCUCUGGAUUGCCUGGCUCUCAGAGAGGAGCAGUCGAAGGGAGGUACUCUGUGGCGUCAGCUGAGGGACUUUCUUUUCCGGCUGCUGCAGUCUCUUAAGGCUUCACCGGAACAGGCUCAAUCCCCAUUUACAAGCAGCCUGGAGCAGUUCCUAUUGAUUUCCCAUUACUAUGCCACCCGGGCUGUGUGUAAGGAGGUGCAGUCCCUCCAGCCGGUGGCUCUGCGCUUAUCGCUGGCCCUCCUUAGGCACACGGAUCUCCUUCCGGUGGACAAGGGUUUCUACGAAGCUGGGAUGGAUCUCCGCCAGGCAGGUCGCGAGUCGGAGGCCUUUGUCAUGUUGAAUCACUACCUGGAUGUGUGCGAGGCCAUCGAAGAGGGCUCUGGCCAGUUGGUGGAUCAUUCCGAUCUGGCUAGCACUGAUUUUCCCAGCUCCGUGCCCUUGCCCGAGGACAUACACCUGAAGAACGAUCCGCAGUUGCACGAAGAGGUGCGCGAAUGGGUGCUUGCAGUGAGCAUGGAUCAGCAGGUGGACCAGCAGUUGCCCACCGAUGAUCGUGGUUUGUACGAGUCCAGCUUGGGUUCCAAUGACUUGCCCUGCAUGCUGAGUGGUUUCCCUGUUCUGGGUCGCCACCCAGUCACCUUUCAGGGGUCGAGCAAUCAAGUGAAUCGCGAUGUUUGGAGCAAGUUCUCGGUGGCCGUGAAAAUGUCGCCAGGCAGUGGCGUGGCAGACAUAAUAUCCUUCACCGAAAAAUGGCAGGGAGCUGCCAACUACGUGAUGCACUAACUCUACUCUAGAUUGGAUUCU